AUGGAAGGUGAAAAUAAAAGUAACAUUGGAGGAGAGAAGAAAAAAAAAUAUGUAUUAGAUUCGAAUAGUUUAAUUAAAUUUAAAGAUUUUUUGUUUAUGAAUUAUGAUUAUUAUAUAACUGAAGGAGUAAUAAAAGAAAUUAAAGAUGAAGCAUCACGAAAUAAAUUAAAUACUAUACUUCCCUUAUUAAAAAUAGCAAGAGCUGAACAAAAUGAUAUAAAUUUUAUAAAACAUUUUUCAAAAUUAACUGGUGAUUAUGAUUCAUUAAGUGAAGUAGAUAUAGAAGUUAUUGCAUUGACAUAUAAUUUACAUCGAAGGUUUGGCGAUGUUUCAAAAUUAAAUGCUAGUCCGAUGGAAACUAUUUACAAAUAUGAUGAUGUACAAUAUGACUACUCAAAUAUGAACUAUAAAAAAAAGCAAAGCAGCAAAACGGGCACCUUUGAAAAAAGGGAAGAUGGGGAGUGGGAGGUGAAUGAUGAAAAGGAGGAAGUAGAAAAGGAGGAAGAGAAGGAAGAGAAUGAUGGAAAGGAUGAAGUAGAAAAGGAGGAAGAGAAGGAAGAGAAUGAUGGAAAGGAUGAAGUAGAAAAGGAGGAAGAAGAGGAAGAAGAGGAGGAAGAGAAGGAAGAGGAGGAGGAGGAUGAAAAAGGUGAUGCUAAUGAGGCAGAGAAAGAAGACGAGGAUGAUGAAAAAGGUGAUGCUAAUGAGACAGAGGAAGAAGAUUCGGAAGGAGAAGAGGAGGAAAAUAAAAAGAUCUUCGGAUUAGAGACAAUAAAAGAGGAAGUGGUGGAAGUGGAGGAAGACAAGGAUGAUGACGAUGGGGGUAAAUGGAUUAAUGCAAAUAAUUUUGAUAUAUUUAAUUUGAAUGUAGAUAAAAAUAAAAAAUUUGAAAGUGAUAUAGGAUGUGUGACAACAGAUUAUGCUAUGCAAAAUGUACUAUAUCAAGUUGGAUUAAAUGCAAUAACUAUUGAUGGAUAUCAAAUAAGUUCAAUAAAAUUAUGGGGAUAUAUAUGUACAUCAUGUUAUUUUUUUAUGAGAAAAAAUUCAUUAUUAUUUUGUUCGAAAUGUGGUAAUAAUAGUUUAAGAAAAGUGAAUGUAAUUGUAGAUAAUGAAUUAAAAAAGUUAGUUGUAAAAAUUCCAAAUUUUAAAGUAAAUUGUAAAAAUACAAUAUUUAGUAUUCCUAAAAAAAAAAAUAAAAAUAAAUCCAAAAAUAAAUAUGAAGAUAAACUUCAGAUAUUUAGAGAAGAUGAAUUAUUAAUAGGAGGAAGAAAACAAUACUUAAGUUAUCAAAAAAAAUUAUAUGAGAAUCAAAAAAAUAUUAAAGAUCCUUUUAAUGAUGAAAAUAUGGGGGACUAUAUAAAUGAUUGGACAUAUAGAACAACCUUGAAAAAUGGUAAAAUAGCUAUCCUUAAAAAUCCAAAAAUUGUUGUAGGAGGUAAACGAAAUAUUCACCAUAAGAGGAAGUAA
This is a messenger RNA of Plasmodium vinckei vinckei, 1464 nucleotides long. RefSeq names its product RNA-binding protein NOB1, putative. Gene Ontology annotation, cellular component: preribosome, small subunit precursor. Bases 1 to 1464 code for a protein of 487 amino acids. NCBI's taxonomy places the organism in Eukaryota, Apicomplexa, Aconoidasida, Haemosporida, Plasmodiidae. The transcript has a single exon. Gene Ontology annotation, molecular function: RNA endonuclease activity. Gene Ontology annotation, biological process: ribosomal small subunit biogenesis; maturation of SSU-rRNA. The record is from RefSeq and is a predicted model, not a curated record.